AAAACUUGUUUUGGCAUUCAAUACCUCCAAUCGUUCUCGCGACUCUUCACCUCAUAUCAUCCAUAAGCGCCUUGUAAUCUGAUAUCCGUCUCCCACAAUGUCUCGACGAAGUCUAGGAGAUCAGCUUGGAUUUUUGUCGUGGAGAAAGCCUUUUGGGCCCAUACCUCCAAUGGAUAUGGAUGCAGUGGUAGCUGAAGACCAAACACAAUCUUCAUCGACGAAGCUUACAGAAAAUCACGAUAAUCUAAUCAAGGGCAUAGGCGACUAUCGAUUGAUUAAGCCGCUGGGUACUGGAAAAUUUAGCGAUGUGGUGCUUGCAUCCCAUUACGAGACAGAGCGUCUUGUCGCCAUCAAGAUCAUCGAUAAACGAAAGCACGAUUACCGUGUUAUGUCUAGGCUGGUCCGCGAAAUCACUUUGAUGGAAUUGAUGAACCAUGAGCAUGUUACAAAACUACAUGAGACAUACGAAACGGCUGAUUCCCUUUUUUUGGUCAUGGAGUACGUGCCAGGAGUCAAUUUGGAGCAAUAUUUACAAUUGUCAGGCGGGGCUUUAUCUGAAUGCGAAGCGCGGAGGCUUUUUCGACAGAUAGUGGCAGCUGUAAGCUACUGCCAUAGUCGCUGGAUCGUCCACAGAGAUCUAAAGACACCGAAUAUUCUGAUUACUCCAGAAGGAGCAGUCAAGCUGGUUGACUUUGGUCUUGGCAAUCGGUUUGGCUUGCAAAGGUUGAAAACAAUAUGUGGCUCAAUGCUGUAUUACUCACCGGAAAUCAUAAGCGGCCAGAAGUAUUAUGGCCCGGAGAUUGACUGUUGGUGUCUUGGGAUCAUCCUAUUUCGAAUGACCACAGGAUUUGAGCCCUUUGCUCAUGCAGGCACGGUGGGGGAACUGAAAGCAGAUGUUUGUACCGGGAAAUUCCCAAUGCCUUCAUCACUCUCUCCUGAACUGCAAGCCACAAUACGAAAGUGCCUAAACACAGAUAGGCGAAAUCGCAUGACCAUAAGGCAAGCUCUGAAAGAUGACCCCUGGUUGCAUGAGGGAACGAAGUUUGAAAGCGUCGUUAUGGGUAUCUCACAUGCUGAUGACGCUUGCGAAAUCAUUGAUCGAACAGAACGAGAGCAUCGUUUACGACGAAAUUUCAUUGCCGAUGCUGAGCAUGAUAGGUCAAUAUCGCGUGUAAAUCGAACUCUCAUAUAUCAUCCUGUGAACGCCUCAACCUAUUAUACCACCAAUGCCAUAUCAGCCACAACAGGAACAGAAGGUGGGCUGGAAAUUAUGCGAGCUGAACUGUUACAAGACUUACGUUACCAUGCUCGACGUUUGGGUGUGUACGCCAUAAAACGAAACAAAGGUCAGAAGACACCAGUGAUCAAAAAGAUUAUCAAUCAUCUGAAGCGAAACAAAAAGCAGUACAGUGACCUUGUUAUCGAUGCCAACGACAACUUUAAUUUAACUUCUGUUGAACGCAUCCAUUAUCGACUCACAAAGGUACAAACGUUCCAGUACAUGCUUUCCAGAAGAGACCAGACACAAGGACUAUCGUCUCGCAUGAGCAGUGGAACACAAAGUUUUACAUCUUCAAACUCGACAGCCAUUGAAGAUAGCCUGGUUUUGCCACUGUCCAAAAGAUAUGAAAGUGAAAUGACGAAGCUCAUUCGACUCGCUUGCGAAUUAUUCGGGGUGACCUUUGUUCAUUCUCAUCACAACAGAUUAAUAUGCGUGGUCACCAUGCGAAAUGACGGUAGAAAAAUGAGCCCUCUUAGUACCUUGAUGUUACAAGGAGCUGCCAGCUCAACCACUAUCAACUCUCCAAUAUCGGCAAGCCACUCCAUGGAUCAUUCCGAUACUGACCGUCAUAGUUUUCUCAGUAAGCGCUUGUCCGCGCCUUUGACUGCCAAGAAUUCCUCUUUGAGUAUUGAAGAAGCAAACAGAAGAGCAAGUAUGAACAUUGACCGCUCGCUAAACAAAGAGCACUCAGGCACCUGCGUGUUUGAAAUUGAGGCAGUCGUUGACCGCAAUCACCUUGCUACCAUUCAUUUCAUCAAACAUUAUGGAGCCACCGUUAUUUUCAAACUAGUCAGUGGAUGGAUCGGCACAGUACUAAGCCUUGACUCUUGAUACCUUAUUAAUAAAUUAUAAAUGUAUGUUUUUUACGGC
Molecule: messenger RNA, 2152 nt
Organism: Umbelopsis ramanniana AG
Lineage: Eukaryota; Fungi; Mucoromycota; Umbelopsidomycetes; Umbelopsidales; Umbelopsidaceae
Exons: 5
Coding region: 98-2113 (671 amino acids)
Biological process (GO): protein phosphorylation; intracellular signal transduction
Cellular component (GO): cytoplasm
Molecular function (GO): protein serine/threonine kinase activity; ATP binding
Source: RefSeq, a predicted model, not a curated record